AGAAAAAUCACAUCCGGGCUGUAAAGCUCUCCGUCUGUUUAUAUUUUGAGUAGAAGUUUCGAAUCUUUCUGCAGAUAACGUAAAGUCCCCUCAGAUUGAAAACCAGGAGAAGGUUUGGUUAUUAGAGAAGGACCCAUAAUACAACAAAACUGGCCCCGCCGCUGCCCGUCACCAUGCCCGCCCUGUUGGAGAGACCCAAGCUGUCCAACGCCAUGGCCAGAGCCCUCCACAAGCACAUCAUGCGGGAGAGGGAGCGCAAGAGACAAGAGGAGGAAGAGGUGGACAAAAUGAUGGAGCAGAAGAUGAAAGAAGAGGAAGAGCGGAAGCGGACCAAAGAAAUAGAGGAGAGGAUGUCUUUGGAGGAAACCAAAGAACAGGUAAUGAAGAUGGGGGAAAAACUUCAAGGGCUCCAAGAAGAGAAGCACCAGCUUUUCUUGCAACUCAAGAAGGUACUUCAUGAAGAGGAGAAGAGGCGCAGAAAGGAGCAGAGUUGCAUUUUUGUUCUUUCUAGUGACAUCACAACAUUGACAUCAGCCAGCUACCAGCCCAGCCUGCCCAUGCACGCGGGGCAGCACCUCCUCAGCAUUCAAGGCAAUCCAGUCAGCCACAGUCGAACGGGUGCGCUACUUGGAGAACGUAGUAAACAGCUGUUCCCAACUUCUGUGAUUCCCACACGUCACUAUCAAACCCCCGGGUUCAGCUCGGCCUCAGCGGAGCACGGGCAGUUCAGCGGUAGCCAGGGGGUCCAUGAGGCCUACGGCGUGGCUCAGGCCCAGCAUCCCUCCACUUACGCUGCUGGACCCUCGGUACCUGUCAGUUUCGCAAGCAGUUCUCAGAUCAGAGGCGCGUCUGCAUUUCAGACCAUGCAGUACCUCCCCCACCAGCAGCCUGGCUACCCCGUCCACAGUCCCUUCACCUCCCAGCCCGGCUACAUUCCUGGCGCAGGGAUACCCCUUCAGAAACAGCUGGAACAUGCCAACCAACAGUCCGGCUUCACCGAUGCAGGAGCUUUGAGGCCCAUGCAUCCACCAUCCAUGCACCCCUCCAAUCCGGGACUGCUGCCCACACCAUCGCUGGCAGUCCAGAUUUCUACUGCAAAGGCCCCAUUUCAGACCUCUCCCCAGAGUGCUCCUCGACACAGCUUCCUUCCACACAGCCAGAGCGGCCAGAGGUUCUACCACCACAGCAAGUAGGUCGUCUUCAUCGCCAACCGAGCUUCACUCGCGGGUCCCGCAGGACAUUUUUGGACGAGUGGUCGACUUCUCCCAAGUAAAAGUUGUUUGGCUGGACUAUGACUUUUUUUCCAUUAAAGUUUUAUUUCCUUUUUUCUGGCAUUGUUAUUGAUUAUUGAUUCUUGGUUCUCAUACAUGUUUCUUUUUAAUAAACAUCGUAACUGAUUUUUUACAUGAUUUGAAUUUAAGUUAAUUUUAGAAUUGAGGAUUAUUUUUGCAGACGGUGCUCUUGAGUUAAACUGAACUAAAAACAGAAUCAUCUUCCACCUUUGUCUACAGAUUGUUUUUGUUUUUUUUACCUGCACUGUGCGCUAAAAGGUCAAUAAUUUCUACAAAGCAAACUGCAUCAACCAGAAAAGAUUCUCGGUUUGUUAACAUCCAUAUUUACAAAACCUGCUGAGGGUUCAGCGUCUGCAGGGACUCUCAUUGCUAAAAAGCAGGAAAACAAUAAAAAUGGCGGAAAAUGAUAAACAGUGUGCUGAGAUGCAUAGACUAAACUGUACGAGUCAUUUUCUCGCUGGUUCAUCACAUUGGACCAAUAGAUAAAUGUAUUUUGUUUCUUUUUUUUGCUUGGUUCUCCCUUCUGUUUUUCAAGCUCGUAUGUUGCUAAAUAAAAUGAGCAAAUGCCAAGCCCA
Pungitius pungitius (ninespine stickleback) is the source of this 1867-nucleotide messenger RNA. RefSeq names its product G protein pathway suppressor 2 (gene gps2). The record is from RefSeq and is a predicted model, not a curated record. Gene Ontology annotation, biological process: regulation of transcription by RNA polymerase II. NCBI's taxonomy places the organism in Eukaryota, Metazoa, Chordata, Actinopteri, Perciformes, Gasterosteidae. Bases 174 to 1193 code for a protein of 339 amino acids. Gene Ontology annotation, molecular function: transcription coregulator activity. Gene Ontology annotation, cellular component: transcription regulator complex. The transcript has 11 exons.